Manihot esculenta (cassava) is the source of this 1163-nucleotide messenger RNA. Its product is annotated as flavonol 3-sulfotransferase. The record is from RefSeq and is a predicted model, not a curated record. Gene Ontology annotation, molecular function: sulfotransferase activity. Gene Ontology annotation, biological process: sulfation. Bases 15 to 1052 code for a protein of 345 amino acids. Gene Ontology annotation, cellular component: cytoplasm. Lineage: Eukaryota; Viridiplantae; Streptophyta; Magnoliopsida; Malpighiales; Euphorbiaceae. The transcript has a single exon.
UCUACAAUUUGUCUAUGGAACCUUGUUUGUCUUCACCACAAAUUCACCUUCCCAAAACCAACGAUGGCGAGGGAAAAAGUGGAGAGCCAUCGGCGGUCCAUGUUAAGAAAUGCAAAGAGAUCAUCUCGACCUUGCCGAGAAAAAAAGGCUGGAAAGGCUCGUCGGAUUAUCUUCAUCAGUACCAAGGCUUUUGGUACUACGACUCUUUCUUGGAAGGAAUCAUGUCAGCUCAAGAUCACUUCCAGGCUCGAUCACAAGACAUAAUCGUGGCUAGUUGUCCAAAAACUGGCACAACUUGGCUUAAGGCACUUACUUUUGCUAUCGCUACUAGAACUUCUUUCGAUGAUUCAACCUGCACCAGCCCUUUGCUCACCAAAGCGCCACAUGAAUGUGUUCCAUUUUUGGAGAUUGAUCUCGCAAAUGACUCGAGCAAUCGCAACAUGGAACUUAAUCUUGUGGCUACACACAUUCCCUACGUUUCUUUACCACACUCCAUUCUUGCUUCUGGCUGUAAAAUUGUCUACAUAUGGAGGGACCCCAAGGACGUGUUUGUUUCCAUGUGGUACUUCGUUGCCAAGCAGAUGAUAUCCAAGGACUCCGAACCCAUUUCUCUGGAAGAAGCGUUUGAGCUGUUUUGCCAAGGAAUUGUGAAUUAUGGACCCUACUGGGACCAUGUUUUAGGAUUCUGGAGGGCGAGAGUAGAGUUUCCUGAGAAGAUAAUGUUCGUGAAGUACGAGGAAAUGAUGAAAGAUACAUGUUUUUACGUGAAGAAAUUAGCAGAGUUCAUGGGUUACCCUUUCACCUCAGAGGAAGAAGAAAGAGGAAUGGUGGAAAAUGUCAUAAACAUGUGUAAGUUUGAGAAGCUGAGCAACUUGGAGGUGAAUAAAAAUGGAAUGCAUCGGCCAAAUACAUCUCUGGAGAUUGAAAACAAUUUAUAUUUCAGGAAGGGGAAGGUAGGAGAUUGGGAGAAUGAGUUGACAGCUGAAAUGGGAGCUCGCCUGGAUUGGAUAGUUGAGCAGAAGUUAAGCGGUUCAGGAUUGAAAUUAAUGUGAGUCUGUGUUUGAUCCUUGAUUAUCCUGUAAAACAACUAUAUGCCAAUAAGCUGGGAAGCUGAUAUAGUUAUUCAGCAUUUUCUGUUCUUGUUUUUCUUCUUGUUUUUUGUU